Messenger RNA from Aureobasidium uvarum, 396 nucleotides. Lineage: Eukaryota; Fungi; Ascomycota; Dothideomycetes; Dothideales; Saccotheciaceae. The record is from the annotation of a GenBank genome assembly.
AUGCAUCUGGAAAAGAAGACACUCGAGCAGAAGAAUCAGGAGCUGGUCAAGGCGUUCAGCGAGAAGAGCAAGGCGCACCAGCGACUGACCAAGCUAUACCAACGAGCCAAAGGCACUCAUGAUGCUGAGCAGAUGCGAUACGCGGCCGCAGACGAUGUCGACCAUGUGAUACAGUCAAUGCAAGGGCCUGGAUUCACCGAAGUGCUUCGAGACAGGACACCUCAGCGACCGGCUUCAAUGCCUCGAAGAGGAAGUGGCCAAGAUAUGCCUCAAGUGUACAGUCAUAGCAGGGUGGGUAGCUAUGGCGGGAGCAAGAAUCAGGUGUGGUCGAGUCAAAACUCUCGAGGAGGNACUGGAGCUCUCGCAACCCUCAGGCUCCCCAUCACUGAGCUCUAG